Molecule: messenger RNA, 1197 nt
Organism: Dufourea novaeangliae
Lineage: Eukaryota; Metazoa; Arthropoda; Insecta; Hymenoptera; Halictidae
Product: prostaglandin E2 receptor EP2 subtype
Exons: 6
Coding region: 1-1197 (398 amino acids)
Biological process (GO): inflammatory response; positive regulation of cytosolic calcium ion concentration; adenylate cyclase-activating G protein-coupled receptor signaling pathway
Cellular component (GO): plasma membrane
Molecular function (GO): G protein-coupled receptor activity
Source: RefSeq, a predicted model, not a curated record
AUGUCGCUCACCUCAACGGAGGAUUGGAACGAAACCUUGUCGAUGUUGGGCUUGAACUCGACCAUGGCGUCUAAUGUUGUUUUGAACCCAACCAAGAGGCACGUGACUAUCGCUUCUCAGAUGGUGCUCACCCUUGUAUACUUUACCGGUGUAAUUGGCAACGUGUCGGCUCUAGUCAUACUUUUCCAUCGUGAUAAGAGGAGAAAUCGAAAGCAUUUGCUGAUGCUGCGAUGUUUAGCAACGAACGAUCUCGUUGCGCUAUUGGGGAUGCUGGUACAGAUGUACAUCACGAUUUACGUGGGCAGCGUUAUGUCCACAAGGGGGUUUUGCUCCCUUCGUGUCGUUUGGAGGCUAUUCGGUUUGUUCAGCGGCUGCGUGGCGAUCGUAAUGGCUGCUGAGAGGUGGCUGGCCUUGACUAGACCCUUCGUCUAUCAGAAGCAGGUGACGUAUCCGGUAAUUGUACGAUGUAUGCUGGUACUUUGGUUGAUUGCCCUCGCGUUGACUAGCUUGCCGGUUUUGGGUUUUGGUUUGUACUACAAAGGGGAACGAUGCGUUCGAUACAGGGAAGCUACUGACCCGGCCGACAUUGCUUACGCCUACGUUUGGUUUGUUUUCGGUACCGGCCUCUGCUUGUCUAUAGUCUGGUGCAAUUUAGCCGUUUCCAGAGCACUUAGCAGGUUAAAUCGAAAGGCCGGCGCCCUACGCCGCGUAACAAGAUCCUCUUCAAGAGCGAAACCGCUUUUGACGGUGGCUGGCCCACCGUCGGAAGUCGUCACAACGGCCGAGGAAAGGGCGUUCGCGAGACUGAUGGCGGUGCUAUCGAUAUCGUUCGUUAUUUGUUGGAUGCCGCAAAUGAUGUCCAUUCCAUUGGCCCAGUUGGCGAUGCAAUUGCCUCAGAAAGCAAUAGUCGCUCGUAAAGCGAUUCGUAUGUUUCACGUGGCCGCAGACAUCCUACUCUGCAUUCACUUCACCCUGGAUCCAUACAUCUACGUGCUACUGAGGAUGCCCAGGCCAAGAUUCCGCCUUCUGAAACCACUUUGCAAAAUUUGCUGGCCGGGUAGAAGCCGGUCGAGUUCAUAUACAGGGACCACCGAUCACCAGGGUAGCAGUGGUGAUCCAUCGACCCCGAUCACCGAAGCACCCUCCACGCCUGUCAGCGAGGAGCACGAAACCCAGUUAGUGGCAGUGUCGGACUGA